Trichomonas vaginalis G3 is the source of this 951-nucleotide messenger RNA. RefSeq names its product organellar and viral DNA polymerase type B. NCBI's taxonomy places the organism in Eukaryota, Parabasalia, Trichomonadida, Trichomonadidae. The record is from RefSeq and is a predicted model, not a curated record. The annotation marks the transcript as partial. The transcript has a single exon.
AUGCAAGAAACAAGGAGUCAAAUAGAUACUGUAAGACGUAUAGCAAACAAUGCACGUACGGGAUUGGAUACUUUACGAGAAGCACAAAAUACACUAAAGGAAGCAAAUGAUAUUCUUGUCUCAGUAUCAGACAUGCAUGAAGAUUGGCUUAAAGGUAUUGACAAAUCUUUAAAAAAUCACAGUCAGUCUAUUGCUGACUACAAGAAAAGUAUAGAUUUUUUACAUAGUGCUAUGGACGUACAUGAUGGAAGCAUAAAGAACUUACUUAAUGCUAACAAUAACUUACCAGGAACUAUUAAAGCAUUUAUAAAGUCCUUUGUAAAACCUGGUGCUCUAACAUUUAGGUCUUUGAGAGCAAGAGCAUUGAAGUCAAGAGAUGCAGAAACUCCAACAGAACCUACAGAAGGAACUGAAACAACAGAAACUCCAGAAGAACCACCAAAACCAACAGCUAAUGAAAUAUUGUUCGAAUAUUUUCCAAGAUACUCUGUCCUCAUUGCAUACAUUCAAGAAAUACUUAAGAAAGCAGACUUGACUUUAGGAGAUGAUGAAAGUUCUGUAUAUCUUUCGUUCCAGUUUCAAAUAGCAGAACUUUUGAGACAGAUAUGCUUAAUGUAUGACAACAUCUCUGAUUUCACAAGAUAUGAUGACGACCAUGACCCCGAACACGGUGAAGAAGAAGUUUUACAAACAUCCAUUAAGACAGGAAAGGUUUUAACACAAAGUCUCAUUAUUGACACCGAAGAUGGUGAAGUGGAUGUUCUUCAAGAGCUGAAGAAAAAUACUUCUGAAGGAGGUGGUGGUAGGCAUGAACUUGAAAUAAAUGAGAUAGAAGAGAAAUUAGCCGAAAAAGCAGCUAAAAACCAUGUUCAUUAUAUAAGUUCAGACGAACAAAUUAUAACGGACUACCACGGAUAUUUAAUACAGGAUGAACAAAUAAGCACUGAAGAU